AUGCCAGCCCGCUCGAGACGCUCGCGCUGCUCCACAUUCGCUCUCGGCUGCUCGUUCGUGCUGUUCGCGGUCGCUAGUGCUGCGAAAGAUGCUGCAGGAGGGCUUGAUGGGCGAGGCGAGACGAUAGAUGCGGUUGCGGGAUCAGUAAGCGAGGUUGGCGCGGAAGGGACAAUAAGAGGAUUGGCGACACCGGUGAAGGAGCUGGCGAGCAUUGCGGCAGACGGCGAGACGAAGGGAGGCGCCUUGAACGAGCGAGCGGGGCGCCAAUUGCCACGGACCAUCGCCAUUGCCUCCUCGCUUCCUUCCGCCGACUCCCUCUCUCCCGCCUUUUCCGCAACCUACGACUCGCUUUUCGAGUCUCUCGCCUCCGACAUCAAAUCCCUCGUCUCCUCCGCCACCUCGUCCCUCUCGUUCCGCCUUCGCGGCAUCCCCGGCACAGCCAUCGCCUCCUCCUCCGAAGCUCGCGACCUCCAAUCCUUCCUCGACUGCUCCUCCUCGUCGGGCUCGUGGAUCUACGACGCGUCAGGCGAGUGGCUUGCCUCACAAGGCCGGGGCCUGACAGUCCACAAGCAGGAGAGUCGAUAUGCGGCAUGCGACAAGCGGUUCUACAAGGGUCGCGAACCUGGAUCCGCAGCGGAUGAGGUCGAAGGCGGCUGGGGCGUGCGCGAGUCGCUCAAGUGGCGCUGGGCUUCCUCUCCCGCCUGCGCCAACCUCGCACCUGCGUCACUCUCCCCCUCACUCCGGCUCUCCGGCCCGCCUUCUCGCUCCCGCUUCUGCCGCCUCCUCGCCCACAAAUCCACCCUCCUCCUCGGCGACUCGACGCAGUACUCCUUGCACGACCUCCUCCUCGACUGGACGACCACCGAGCCGCAGAGCUGCUAUGGCGACUUGUAUUGCAAGGAGCAUGCCCUGUGUGGGAAUAUUUUGAGGAGUGAGAAGGGCGAGGGGGUGGAGGACUGGGAAGGGGACGAGAGGGUGUAUCAUAGGCUGCCGUUGUCGCCCGGUGGGGAGGAGCUGCGGAGAAGGGAGGAGCGGGCGCCUGCCGACGUGGAGAAGCGCGACUCGACACCCUCGUCCGACGCGCAUGACUCGACGUCUCACUCGCAUACUCACACCAAGCGCCAAUCGUCCACCCGCUCCCCCUCGUACGGCACCCUCCUCCGCUACCGCCGCACAGACGGCCUGCGCCCGUCCUCUGCGCAGACCCUCCCAACCUACACACACCCCUCGACCGGCGUGCGCGAGGUGAACCAGCAAUGGCUCGCCGAUUCGCGCAGGUCGGAUAUUGUCGUGCUCAAUAAGCCGCCGUUGCCGCUGCCGAGAAAGGGGUUCAACGAGACUUGGGAUGAGUGGGUCAGGGGGUUGCUGAGUGAUGAGCGGGUCGAGGUGGAGCAGAAGGCGCUGAGGAUAGUCGAGGCGGCGGCGGAAACGACCAGGAAUGUCUGGGUGCCGGAAUUGGUCGAGGCGUUGCGGGCUAUCCGCGCACCGCCGAGUCCGCCCGACCAGCUCGUCGUCUACCGCGGCGGGUGGCGUCAGCACGCCGAUUGUGCCGCGUCCCAAACUGACACCGACACCGACACCGACGAGCUACCCACCUCGCCAGGCGACGGCCCCCCUCCCCGCUCUUCCCAGCCCUCGCUCUCCGACCUCCUCUUCCGCGUCGACGGCUCGCUCCUCCCCCCACACAUCAUCUACCACAACACCCAACUCUUCUUCCAGAACGACCUCGCUCGGCGGGUCGUCCUGCCGGCAUUUGGCGUGCCCUUCCUCGACCUUGACUCCCCCCUCUCCGUCUGGCGCAGUGGGAUGGUCGGCUCUUCCUCCGCCUCUCCUUUCUCCUCCUCUUCCACCGCCUCUCACGCCGCGCAGACCGUCCUAGCAGGAGCGGGCAAGGGUCUGCGCAGCCCGACAAGCGGCGACUGUACCCGCUACUGCUUCCCCUCCCCCGGCCUCUCGCUCGAGACGUUCUUCCUCGGUGCACUCGGGACCGUCUUUGAAGCUGGAUGGGCGGGGGAUGGCGAGAGGGAAAGGGAGUGGAUGGGCGAGGGAGAGGGGUUUAGGAACUUGAGGGAACGAGUGGCGGCGAGGGAAAGGACGGGGGAGUGA
Rhodotorula toruloides NP11 is the source of this 2106-nucleotide messenger RNA. RefSeq lists its product as uncharacterized. The transcript has a single exon. Bases 1 to 2106 code for a protein of 701 amino acids. The record is from RefSeq and is a predicted model, not a curated record. Lineage: Eukaryota; Fungi; Basidiomycota; Microbotryomycetes; Sporidiobolales; Sporidiobolaceae.